Messenger RNA from Planococcus citri (citrus mealybug), 3134 nucleotides. Its product is annotated as muscle M-line assembly protein unc-89-like. Gene Ontology annotation, cellular component: nucleus. The record is from RefSeq and is a predicted model, not a curated record. The transcript is spliced from 5 exons. Bases 207 to 2687 code for a protein of 826 amino acids. Lineage: Eukaryota; Metazoa; Arthropoda; Insecta; Hemiptera; Pseudococcidae.
UUUUUUUUGCUAUUCGUUUUGUGAUGGUUUUGUGUGUAAUGUAAUCGUGAUUCGUGAAUAAUAGGAUUUGAUUUCGCGAAUACUUAAUUUCAUUUAAUUUCUUGUUGUGUUGAUUAUUACAAACAAGUGAAGAGUUUUCAUACUGUUGUUAUACUGACGUAUAGUAAUUUAAUUCAUCUUCUCAUUCGUGAUAUGAAUCAGAUUGAAUGGCAGAUUUUCAAGAUAAAAGUAUCGAAAUGAAUACUAGCUCAGAAGGAAAAAUAUGCGCCAACGGGGACAUAGGAAGUAACGAAUGCAAACUAACUUGUACCUUGAAGAAGAAUAAUGAUGAACAUACGUUAAAUGGAAUCAAUGGUGUCGAUCGUAUCUCCGAUCAAAACGAUGGUAAUGUGUUAUCACAUUCAGCAGAAGAAAAUGUGAAAUUGAACGGAAAUUCUAAAGUAGAUGCAGUUCCUACUGAUAGCGACGCAGUAGCUCUUACGUUUGAAGAAGAUGCUAGUUCCGUUGAGAACAAAUUUUCUGAAAACGGCGAGAAAGGUGGAACUGAAAAUGUUAUUCUCGAUAAAGAAACGACCGCCAGUAAAGUAAAUGAAUCAUCUACCAAGGUGGAAGAAAACGUCAUUGUUGAAUCCAAUAAACAGACUGAAUCUGCAGAAACUAUCGUUGAAUCGGAUAAACCGGCUGUAUCUGCGGAAAUCACUGAUGAAUCGGAUAAACGGACCGAAUCUACGGAUGCGGCGCUUGAAAAAAGCGAAAAACCUGUCAAAGAGUCUGAAUCCAUCGAUGUGAAAGUAGUCGAAUUGUCGACUUCUGAUGAAAAAUGUAAAGUUGAUAAAUUUGAGAAAGCGGACGCUCAGUCUAAUGCAACAAAUGAGAACGAAGAUAGCAAUGUCAAUGAAGGGAAAAAUAAUUCUGUUAAAGAAAAAGAGGAAAAAAUCUCCAAAGAUACAACACCCAAUGAUGAAUUAGCUACACAGCCCGAAUCCGAGAAACCGGCCUCUGUUGAAAGUGAUGAGAUAUGUACCAUUGCGUCAAAAACUAACGAUGAAUCUGCGAAACAGCCUGAUUCUGUAGAACCGAUCGCUAUCAAAAGUGACGAGGUAUGUUCUAUUGUACCAAAAAGCAGCGUUGAAUCUACUAAAUUGGGUGACUCUAUUGAUAGUACAACUGAAAAUAAUGGAGAAGCUGCCGAGAUAACAGAAUCUAGUUGUAUUAAAAUGGAAAUAUCUCCUAUUGAUAACGAUAAGAACGAUAACGAUGAAGAAACGUCGAAAGUUCAACAGGUUGAAAAUAGUGAAACGAAUAAUCUUACUUCUGAAACUAAGUCAGCGGAUGUCGAUGAAAAAACUGUUCCUUCCAUUGAGACUCCCAUCAUUUCCGAAGAAACAUCACCAAACGAAGUUGAGAAAAUGGAAGUUGAUGAAGUCGAUACUGUACCAAACAGCUCGGAAUCACUUUCAAGCACUACAGAUGAGAAAAACAUCGCUCUUAGCAACGAAUGUCGCGUUGUUCUAGUGAAAGUGAGUGAAAGCCCAAAUAAAGCCGGAGAUUUAAACUCCGAGGUGAAAUCCCAAAUUUCCACCGAAUCUAACAAAGGCAUAAAGAGGAAGCGCAGUUCAGAAAAUGAAGCAUCCGAAGACGAUUCUUCGAAAAAGUCAGGUGACGACAUAAAAAAUGAAGAUGAACCUUCUUCCGCUCAAAAAAAUAAGAAACAAAAACUGGAAGCUGGUGAUGAGGAAAAGUCCAAUGGAAAAGUUAGUCAGCAAGAAAGCCCUUCUUCGGCGCGUAAAAGUAAACGUUUGUCGGGUAAACCUAAAGAAACCAAAAACGAAGCGGAGCCUACGCGAAGAAGUGGUCGAUCUGUAGCCAAGAAUGAUGUAGCAUCUCCUGAAACCGACAAAUCGCCUUCUGAGAAGAGUCGCCAGUCAACGCCUAGUUCAACUCCUAGAAAAAGCAUCACUCCCUCUCCGAGGUCGAAAGCCAAAAAUGAAACGGAAUCUACAUCCGCAAGCGAAAAUGAUAAAACUCCUCAGAAAAGAGUUAGUUCCCGUAGCAAGAGAUCGUUGAAUUUGAAUUCCGAUGAAGAGACCAGCCCACCUAGCGCUACGAAACGUCAGCAACGUAAGUCUAAAAUCACUUCUAAAGCGACAACUGUCCAAUCGAGUGACGAAGACCAUGUCUCCGAAGAGGAAGACGUCUCGCAGUCCGCCAAAAAAAGUCGAACCUCGAAAUCUAAAGGAGGCGCUAAAAAUACCAAGAAUUCUACCGCUAAAUCUCCUGCUGGCGAUGUUCAAAGUGAUCAGUCAGUAAGUGAUAGUGAAGAUGAUGCUGUCGAUAAGUCCAGGAGUAAAAAAUCACGUCGCGGUGGUAAUUCUAAAGCGAUGACAAAUAAACUUGAUAAAAUGAAACGUCUUCUGGUCUAUGCGAAUUUAAAAGUUUCGCAUUAUGGGAGAUUCUUCAAAGAUUGCGACACUGAUAGAGAAAAGGUCGAUUUCGUUGUAAAUUAUUUGCGAGAAAAAGGCUUAAAAGGUGAACCCACGAUUGAAAACUGUAAAAAGUUGGGUAAAAAAAUCGCAAAGGAGAAAGAAGUAGCUCAGUUGGACAAAAACAAUAUUAUAGAUUCAUCACCAAGCACAAGCGGAAGCCGUGUUACAAGAUCUCGUCGAUCUGCAUCGAGACGCUCCUAAUAUGUACAUCUGUUCGUCACUUAUUAAAUUUUUGAAACGGUUAAUUGUUUUCGUUAUAGGUAGUCUAGGAAUAAUACACACUUUCCGUAGAUUUAAAGUAUAAAGACUAUCAAUUUAGCCUAUCGAAGAGUACCACUUUAAAUUUAUUUCAUAUACAUUUUUAUAAUUAUUUAGAAUUUAUCGUUAUUCUUCGACGUUCUGUCUUUUUUUUCGUUUUGCUCCCUCAGAAUAUUUUACGAGUGAAAUUUGAGUCGUGUUUUUAAUUUCUAGAACUGUUUAUUUUUUAUUUAUUUGUAAUUUUAAAUUACAUAGCCAUUGAAUGUGUCAAUGUUGCAUAUUUUCGUGUAAAACAAUACUAGCUGGCGUGAUUUAUGGUAUGAAAUGUUCAAAUUAUGAAUAGUCAUGUUUUCAGUUUCUAAAUUUCUGAAGUAAAUUAUUGUCUUGUGA